Molecule: messenger RNA, 1142 nt
Organism: Olea europaea var. sylvestris
Lineage: Eukaryota; Viridiplantae; Streptophyta; Magnoliopsida; Lamiales; Oleaceae
Product: protein FANTASTIC FOUR 3-like
Exons: 1
Coding region: 117-1058 (313 amino acids)
Source: RefSeq, a predicted model, not a curated record
UCCGCUUCUCCUCAUCCCCUCUCUUUCUGUCUCUCAAAAUUGUUCUUCAUCUUCCUCAACCCAUAAAUUCUCUAAUUUUUCGUUCAAGUAUCAUUCACAUUUAGGCGUAUUUUGCCAUGUCGACAGUAGUUUAUCAAAGUCUGGUGUCACAUUUCGAGUCUCAAGUGACAGAGGCAACAAUCUUAAGGAUGAAAGUGGCGCCUGCACCAGACGUGGGCAGGGGCUCCUGCAGUGCAAGAACUGAUCAAAGCAAGAACGAAAAUCUUGAAAUAGGCAAUUGGAGUUUUCUUCAUAGCCUUACCAAGAUUCCUACGUGUCCUAAGGAGGAAAUGGAAAAUGAUAACUCAUAUGUUCAUAGAAAAUCUUCAUUUCCAAAACUAAAUGGGAAAAGUCUGGAUCUUUGUACUGAAAAUUUGGGAAGUGAAACAGGUACUGAAUGUAUCGCGGACAGCACCAGUAUUUUCUCACUAGACACAUUCAGUUCGCAGUGUGAAACUUCAUGUCCAAUGAAUCAGCAACAGCAAAAGGUGCAUCAACAAAUGAAAUCUUCAAGAAAUAAUAAGAUGACGACUUCUUGUCGCAGUUUCCCACCGCCCUUGACAACGAUGAGCGGGUCGAGUUCUCUCCAAAUAAGGGCUCACCGCGAAGACGGAAGGCUAAUCAUCAAGGCAGUCGACGCCCCCUUUAGGCAUUCUUAUCUGCAAUCUGAAAGAAGCCACGGCCGCCUCAGGUUGUCAUUUUUCCAAGAUUACGAUUCAAACUUUGAUUCUGAUCUUAUAAUGACCACGGAAGAAGAAACUGAAGCAUACUGCCAAAUAGAUGAUGAAAUCAAAAGCGAGUUGAAUGAUGGAGAAGAUGAGCUAGAAAAUGAAGAAACCGUAUCAGAACAAGAUGACGAUGAUGAUGUUCACGAUGAAUGCGAUGUAAAACUGACUGAGACUAUGGAUGUAGAAAUUGAAAUGCAGAAAAAUCAGAGGCUUACCAGGUGCAAUGAAGGUGGAGAAGGUACUGAAGGAUUGUGUAAUUGGAAGCCUGCAUUUUGGGUGGCUACUUCUUAAUAUUUUUUUUUACUUUUUUUUUGUGGAUCUUUAUUUUUCAUUCUCGAAAUCUCCAAAUUUAAGUUAGUCAUUUUACCUUUUUCA